AUGGCUGCGAAUCUCGUCCGCUGCGCCGUCGCCCUUUUCGUCGUGUCGCUCGUGAGCCUGUCCUUCGCGCCGGCCGCGGAAGCUCAGCGGCCGUACUGCCGCUUCGACGGGAGGCUGGUGAUGAGCAACCUGGUGAGGGAGCUCAAGGCGGCCAAGAAAUACUCCACAUUCCUGGACGGGCUCAGGAAAACAGGGCUGGACAAGGAUCUGCGCGACCUGUUCCACUGCUACGAGGCGACCGUCUUCGCUCCCACCGACGCCGCGUUCGCAGGGCUCUCCAGCAGCGUCAAGGCGAAACUCAGCGACAAGAAGGUGCUUCGCGAGGUGCUGCUGCUGCACAUCGUCAAGGGCAAGAAAUCCAACGCCAAGCUGAUCGAACAGAAGAAGGGGCAUCAGUGGCCACCCCCAUCCCGCAUUUUUCCUCUGCAGUACGAAGCUGCAGCAGACUACUGCAAGGCGCGUCUGGUGAAGGUGUCAUCUGCGGGGACCAAGAAGGCCAAGGUGAAGGCCGAAGGCGGUGUGGACGAAGCUGCAGUGGUGGCUGCUGACGUGGUGUCGCUGAGAGUGGUGGUGGCGCAUGGUGUGGAUGACGUCAUCCUGCCUAAGACCCUCCGCAAGGGCGACAGCAGCAGCCUCAAGCCUAAGAAGUGCAUUGCCUGGUACAAUUGA
Messenger RNA from Closterium sp. Naga37s-1, 669 nucleotides. Lineage: Eukaryota; Viridiplantae; Streptophyta; Zygnematophyceae; Desmidiales; Closteriaceae. The record is from the annotation of a GenBank genome assembly.